Closterium sp. Yama58-4 is the source of this 5493-nucleotide messenger RNA. NCBI's taxonomy places the organism in Eukaryota, Viridiplantae, Streptophyta, Zygnematophyceae, Desmidiales, Closteriaceae. The record is from the annotation of a GenBank genome assembly.
AUGAGCCUUUUGGAGAUUAAGUAUGUCCCGCGGCCUCCGGCAAUUGGACAGGGGUCCAACCUGGAUUCCAUGAUUCUGCCGGAGGCCGAGGAGGUGCCCCACUUGCGCGAGUUGGACUUUUGCGUGAACGCGGAUUUCGUGCACAUAGAGAACAAGUACGGCACCUUCAUCUGCGAGCCGCACCUCACCUUCCCCAACCAAGUCUUCCCCUCCAACCCCUCAGACGCGCCUCCAGGGAGCUACAGGCAGAAUGGAGGGGAGGAGGAACCCGAGGACCCUUAUGUCGGGGAUAGGUCAAUGGACGAGCACUACGGGGGGUCGACCAUAAUGGCGUACGAUCCGCUCUUCAACUGGGACUCGGAGCGUGCUGCUGUCAUCGGCCACCGCCUGCCCAUCCGCCCAAUCACCUCGCCCACUGUGGGCACGCGCUUCUCGGUGCGAAUUCUCGGGCUGACAGUGCAAGCGGGACUGGUGGAGCCAGUGAGUGGCACCAUGUGCCUGUACCACGCAGAGCGCCGAGAGAAGGCCUCCGAGGACUUCCACUUCCAGUUCCUGCCGCCACAGUGGGAGGGCGAGAGCACGUCCCCUGAUACCAGAGCCAUCUUCUCAGUGGACAAGGAGUCGGCGGCGCUGUGCCUGCUGGUGCAGCUCGAGAAGGCCGCGAGUGAGGAGAGCGUGAAUGGGAUCAAGCCGGCUGUGUAUACUCGCAAGGACCCUCCCACCCUGACGGACAAGGAGGCGGCGCGUCUGUCCGAGUGGGCGCAGGUCAUGCCCUUCCGAGAGCCCCUCGCGUGGAUCACCAUUCCCCUCUUUGACUCCUCGGUCACCGGCGGCGUGGGGGGCUUUGGAGCAUCCGGAGGGGGCAGCUCAGGGGGAGGGUCGUCAGGGAGCCUCGGGGGAGGUGGGGGCGUGCUGGGGGUGGAAGGAAGCGGAGGGGCGGGGUCGAGUCCAGUGGUGGACAGCAAUGGGGUGCGCGUGCCGGCUUAUGAGCUAGGGGGCCCGCCCGUGCAGAUUGACAUUCCCACGCUGAAUCGCGCCAAGGAGUGCUACACUGACGAUCAGUUACUGGACCCGAAGAAGAAGGCACAGAAGCCAGUGCGCGUCUCCAUGCACUUCGAGGUGGAGAGGCUACCCGGGGGGGCGGCAGGGGGGGCAGCAGCGGGCGGCAGUGUCACACCGCGGUCCCUCAGCAGCAGCGCGUCUCAGAGGGGCGUGAACCGGGCGCGGUCGCAGGACUCCAUGACCUCAGACAUGGAUGACGUCAACAUGAUUCCCAGAAGCCUCUCCGUCUCCAGGUUCCUUUCUGGGUUCCAGGCGAUAGACUUCACGGACAUGGUUCGUGCGGAGCCGUUCACGCGUCUGGUGCAUCUGCUCUUCGUGUAUCCGCAGCAGGUCGCGCUGCCCAAGAAGCUCAACCUCUUCGUGCGCACUGAGCUGCGCGCUGAUGACCUCGAUAUCCAACGGCCAUCAAUGGAGGCCAUCUUCCCCAAGGAGCGCAAUGGCCCCAUGCUGCGCACUGCGUCAACCCAGGUGGUGCAGGGAGCGCGACCCGCUCUGUUCCACGACGAGGUUAAGAUGCAGCUGCCCGCCUCUGUGUCGCCCUCGCACCAUCUGCUCUUCACCUUCUUCCAUAUCGACCUCUCCCUGCGCUCCGAACGCCCCAAGCCGGUGGCAGUGGGUUACGCGGUCAUGCCUCUUGCGGCUGCCUUACAAGCGUUCAAAGCGGAGGUGAAUCUGCCCAUAUCCAAGGACUUGCAGCCGCGCUACCUGCAGGAGAGCACCAAGUCGCGCCUGACCUAUUGGGAGGAAGGCCGUCCAAUCUUCCGCGUGCGCACGCGGCUCUUCUCGUCGCUCCUGCCGCUCUCCGACCGCCUGAGGGACUUCUUCCACCAGUUCGACCGCCACAUGCUGGAGGCGCCCCUGCCACGAGAAGAUCUCCUGGAGUCAAUUAACGCACUCAAGACGGUGGACGUGGUGGUGCUCAUGCAAUAUUUGUACCCGCUGCUCAACAUGCUGCUCUGCAUGAUUGGGAACGGGGUGGAGACCCUCCAAGUAGCAGCCUUUCGAGCCAUGAUCAACAUUGUCUCCAGAGUGCAGCUGGAGCUGGCACCGCAGACCGGAUCAGCCCCCAUGGAGCGAAGUCGUUUCCUCGUGCACUUUGUGGACUUCAUCUUUGACGACCUCGGUCGCAACCAGCCGCCUGUGUACCCGGGGCUCAGCAACGUGUGGCGCAGCCUGGCGCGCAGCAAGUCGAGAGGGUUCCGAGUGGGGCCGGUGUAUGCGGAGGCGCUGCAGAUGGCAUGGUUUGUGCUGGAGCUCAUCGUCAAGUCCAUGGACCUGGAGCUCGCCCAGGUGCCGCAAGGCGAUGAGAUCGCGCGUCUGAGGCUAGAGGACGAGGUGUUUCUGUGCAUCCGGCAGCUGUUUGAGUGCCUGCUGACCGAGGUGCAUGAGAAGGCCGUCUCUGACCCGCCCCUCGCCAAGAGCCUCAGUUCCUCCAUCUCCUUCUUCUGCUACGACCUCAUCUCCGUCGUCGACCCGCCUCAAGUGUUCGAGCUGGUCGGCCUGUUCCUCUCCCAGUUCGUGGGGGUGUGCCCCCCCAUGCAGCACAUGUUCAAGCUUCACUUCCUCCGUAUCGUCUGCGACCAUGACCUUUACAUCGAGACGCCCGGCAGAGGGCCCACAGAGAAGAACUACCUGACGACAGUGCUGCUCAAGGACCUCUUUGUGAGCCUCGACCACGAGGAUCCCAGUCAGCGAUCGCUGGCUGCGCGCAUGCUAGCAUUCCAGGUGGCGAAGCACGAGUACGAUGCGCGGUACCAGCAGCCCGAGCUCAAGCUGUACAUCGCGCAGCUCUACAUGCCCAUCGUCAACAUGAUCCUCGACGAGGUCGAGACCUUCAACACUCUAGGAGUGAUCCAAAGAAGGCAGAUUCUGGUCGUGAUGCUCACUGUGGUGCGGAAUCUGGAUAAUGAGACGCUGCUCAAGGCGUGGAAGCAGAGCGACGUGCGAACACGGCUCUUCUUCACGCUCCUGCAGCAGGCCCUCGUGCUCUUCCAGCACCCCCCCCAGCUGACAGCUGGCAGCAAGCCCCGCCCCACCGCCACCAAAUCCAGCCCUGCCACGUCAGCACCCGCCGACGCCACGCUGGCAGUGGAGCCUCCGCCAAUCCCGAUGUACUCAGACCGCGUCUCAUUGGCCACAAACGACCAGCUGGACGAGAUGGCACGGGCAGAUCCCAAGGCCAUGCUGGAGAGGGAGCAGAUAAUCCGAAAGGUUACAGGCGGCGCCGUGUCAGGCGGCAAGGGGUCGGCGGUUUCCUUAAGGGAUGUGCUUGCGCGGUCGAGAAUGCCGCCGAAAGAUGCCAUGGCGCUGAUGAGACAAAACCUGCCGCCGAGCGCUUCUGCGAAGCUGCUAACGUGGGAAGCCAGCGUGGCAGCAUGGUGUGCGGUGCAGGUGUUGGAGGUGGUGGAGAAGUUCUGCGACAUGGCUGCUGAUGGACUCGUUGCCACCGACUACCAGACCAUGGACUGCCUCACCGGGCCUCUCUCCGUCAUGCUCGCCCUGCCACAGCCCAUGAGCUUUUGGGAGCCCUUUGUGCCAGCCUUCGCUGAGAUGCUGCGCCUCCAUGGCAAGGCCAUGCUCGACGUUCCACCCACCCUCUCAUUCCCUUCUGCCCUCUUGCUUUCGCCCAUUCCCUUCCCCAUCUGCCCGUCUUCCCCCCCCUUCCAGCCCAUGAGCUUUUGGGAACCCUUUGUGCCCGCCUUCGCUGAGAUGCUUCGCCUCCACGGAAAGGCCAUGCUCGAUGGCCCGCCCUCUGCUGCCGCUGCCGACACUGCUGACGGUGCUGCGGCAGCCAAGGGGGGCGACGUGCUGCUGAAGGACCUGUUUGGCAGCCUGCUCAGGCAGAUGGCUGAUAUGCUGCUCACGGUGGUGGAUGCAGCAUCACAACACGAGCAACUGAUGGAGGGGCUGAAAACAAGUAACGACAAGUAUGCAAUAGUGGAGAGCUACUACAUCCUGGCACAGGCAUACGGGCACGUGCCCGAUCUGUACAUCAUGUGGAUGCUCCACCUGUGUGACGCACACCAGGAGAUGAACCAGUGGGCCGAGGCUGCUCAGUGCGCUGUUUCUGUCGCUGGCAUCGUGAUUCGGGGUUUGCAAAUCGCUUCGGAAGAACCGGUGUGGGACGAGGAGCAUUUGGAGGUGCUGUGGAGCAUCUGCCCCUUAGCCCGCCACCAGUGGCGCGCGCGGGCCUUCUCGUCCCAGUCGGGGUUUGGGGCGGCACGUGUGACGGUGGAGGGGGCGGUGAGCCACAUACAAAUGGCGAGCAACCUGUUCUACAAGGCGGAGCUCUUCCACUUCUGCGCGCUCAUGCUCUCGCUGCUGCUGCCGCUGCACCGCACGCGCCACGACUACAAGCAGUUAACCAAGACGCACAACAAGAUCGCAUCCAUCUAUGAGAACGUGGAGCAGCAGGAGACGAGCCCCAUCCCCUUCAAGGACGCCUGCUACUAUCGAGUCGGCUUCUACGGGGAACGCUUCCGAUACAUCGAUGGCAGGGAGUUCAUCUAUCGAGAACCUCGAGAUGUCCGGCUGGGAGACAUAAUGGAGAAGCUCAAAGCGCUCUACGAUGCACGCUCACCCGACGAGGAGCCCCUGCAAAUCAUCCAGGACUCACGCCAAGUCGACCCCGCCGCCCUCAAGCCGAACCUCGUCUACAUGCAGAUCACGGCCGUCGAGCCUGUGGUAGGUGCGGGGGAGGGUCGGUGGCUCGGCAGACCUCUCGAGCCUCCGAUCGCCGGCACUCCAACGUUCAGUUGUUUCUUUUUCGACACGCCGUUUACGCCGAACGGGAAGCAGCAGGGGCGGAUGGAGGAUCAGUGGAAGAGACGAACGUUGCUGUACACGCAGAGCACGCUCCCGAGCCUGAUUAGCCGGCAGCCGGUGGUUCGGUCGGAGGUUCGGGAGUACUCCCCGAUCCAGUGCGCUGUGGAGAUUAUCGAGUCGCGGUCGUUUGCACUAGAGGCCGAAAUGGCCAGCCAGUUGGGAGAUUGUGGCGCGGCAGGGGCGGCAGGAGGUCCGGCUGGGAAGAAGGAUCCGGCGGCGGUUGUAGCGGCGGCAAUGGCAGCAGGUUCGGGCCCGCUACAGCUGCCACGGUUACAAACGCUGCAGCGGUUACUGCAGGGGAGUGUGGCGCUGCAGGUUAACAGCGGUGUGCUGGGAGUGUGUAUGGCGUUUUACCAGGCGAAUCCGCAGGGGGCGAACCCGAGGGCCAAGGAUCCGGAGAAAUUACAGCCGUCGGAAUUGGAGAUGUUGACGGCUGCGAUCGUGCGGUUCGUGGUGGUGUGUAAGCGGGCGGUGGUGGUGCAUGGGAGGGCGGUGACUGAAGAGGAUAGGGAUUUCCAGGAGCAGCUGGAGCAGAGUUUAGAAGACCUGGAAAAGGAGAUCUCAGCUUUCAUUCCAGGCCUGAGGAAACGAGCAUCAGCUUACUGA